CUUCUAAGUACUUCACAGGUACUAAUACAUUUAAUCCUCAUAGUACCUAUUAGAUGAAUACCAUUGUGACCUCUAUUCCGUGAAUAGGGGGACAGGCAUAAGGAGGAUAAGGACUUGCCCGCGGCCUCAUACCGAGGGAACAGUAGAGCCAGGAUUCACACCCUGGAAGCCUACUCCAGGGCUCUCAUUCUUAACCUUACGCACCCUCGCACCCUUGGUGUUUCAACCAAGAUGCACAUCCAAACCUCGCCUAGCUCUUCUAAAGAUACAGAUGCCUAGAUUGACUGAAUCAGAAUAUCCAGAAAAAUGACGUUUGAUACUGUUUUGCAAAAGCUUCGGGAUCAUUCUGUUGCCCUUUGCUCCCAGUUGAGUGCGGCCGGCACCCAGUUAGGUUACGGCAGUGGUGCAGGCCAGAGGUGAGGGCCCGAACUACAGCCGUCUCUGGGAAAGAAGAGGAGGAAACAGGUUCAGAGGGUAGGAGGCAGAAUCAGUUAAAUGAGCUGUAAGCAAUGGGAAGAAUCAGCAUUAAACCCAGGGAUCACAAAGUUUAAUCUUAACUAGGGUGAUCCAGCCUAGACAGGAUUCCAGGAAGAGGGAGGGGUGGGAGUAAGACCAAUGCGUGAACUCCGUUUUAAACGCUUGGGUGUGAGUGCCUGUAGGUCUUCCAACUAACGAUGUCUUACAAGAGAAAAGUUGCUUUUGGGGGGGCCUGUGUGCCAGCCACUAUACGUGGCUUUCUUCGCUGUUAACUCACCGGAUCCUCCCCUCAAAUCUCUGAGAGUUUCCAUUUUACAGAAGAAAUGAAUAAUGGGUAUGAUUCCGUUCAGAAUGAACUUUGAUAAGACCUUCUCUCUCUAUUUCAGUCCUGUCGAUGUGUCUCUUCUGAGAAUAUACAUUCUAGUAUAUAUGUAAAUGUGUUUGUACAGGACACACCUUGGUCAGUACCACGGUUUUUAGCGGGUAAUUCUGAGUGUCCUUGCUGCAAGCCACGUAGCUUUUAGGUUCACAAGUCUCGUGAAGUAGAAAUGCAGUGUUUUUCUGUGGGGUGUGAACCCUGCCCAGGAAAAGAGGUGGGGAACUUACGUGUUCAACAUACGUCAUCCGGUCCAACUCGAUUUGUUUAUGGGUUAUGCAGAUUCAGGGAGAGGGGACUUAAUAGCUUGAGGAAGUGUUAUAUGUGCAAGAUUAUGAUUAAACUCAGAACUGCUAUCGCUGUGCAUAAUUCUGUGCUUACACUGUUUGUCUCUACUUCUCUACCCCAGGUCCCUUGGGAGAAACUCCUCGAGGUGCCCAGGCUGAGACUGGGGGGUAAUGGCAGUGUGAGCUCUAGAUGGUGUGAGACCAGCCCAGAGCCAGAAAAUGGCUACAGCCUUGGAACCAGAGGACCAGGAUCUUUGGGAAGAAGAGGGGAUUCUACUGGUGAAAUUGGAAGAUGAUUUCACCUGUAGGCCAGAAUCUGUCUUGCAGAGGGACGACCCCGUGCUUGAGACCUCACACCAGAACUUCCGGCGCUUCCGCUACCAGGAGGCAGCAAGCCCUCGGGAAGCUCUCAUUCGACUCCGAGAACUUUGCCGUCAGUGGCUGAGGCCAGAGAGGCGCACAAAGGAGCAGAUCCUAGAGCUGCUCGUGCUGGAACAGUUCCUUACCGUGCUGCCCGGAGAGCUGCAGAGCUGGGUGCGGGGCCAGCGGCCAGAGAGUGGCGAGGAGGCGGUGACACUGGUGGAGGGUUUGCAAAACCAACCCAGGACACCAAGGCGGUGGGUGACUGCCCAUGUUCAUGGCCAGGAAGUCCUGUCAGAGGAGCCAGUGCACCCAGGAGCAGAGCCUGAGUCACCUAGUGAGCUGCAGGAUCCUGCGCAGACCCUGACCCCAGAGGAGCCCCAUGCGGAGAUCACACUGAGCCCAGAUCCGGGGGAGCCAGCAGAGCAGAGCCUGUGCCAUGAACUGGAGCUGCAGCCCUUGCACGAGAGCGAGGUUCCAGUGCCCCAGGACCCAGACCUUCCUGAGGAGAGGAACACUGGAAACUCAGAGAUGGUCGCCCUUCUUACUGCUCUGUCACAGGGAUUGGUAGCGUUCAAGGAUGUGGCUGUAUGCUUCUCCCAGGAGCAGUGGAAUGAUCUGGAUCCAACACAGAAAGAGUUCUAUGGAGAAUAUGUCUUGGAAGAAGACUGUGGAAUUGUGGUCUCCUUGUCAUUUCCAAUCCCCAGAUUAGAUGAGAUCACCCACAUUAUAGAAGAAGACCCUUUGGUUCCAGAUAUUACAGAGUCUCAAGAGCCAGACAUCCUGAGUUUUACCUACACAGGAGAUAGGAGUGAAGAUGAGGAAGAGUUUCUUGAGCAAGAAGAUCUGAAUUUGGAGACUCUACACACAUCUGUUUUAGGAGAUCCAGAAAUCCACCAGACUCCAGAUUGGAAAAUAGUCUUUGAGGAUGACCCAGGUAGACUUGAUGAAAGAUUUGAUACAAAUAUUUCUCAAAUUAAUAGUUCAAUAAAUCUUCAGGAAACCAUACCUAUCCACUCCCUGUUAGGGAAACCUCAUGGCUGUCCUAUAUGUGGAAAAAAUUUCACGUGUAACUCCCACCUUGUUAGACACCUGAGAACUCACACAGGAGAAAAACCCUAUAAAUGUAUGGAGUGUGGCAAAAGUUACACGCGGAGCUCACAUCUCGCCAGGCAUCAAAAGGUUCACGUACUCGGCACUUCUUACAAAUUCCCCCUAAACCAGAAGAAUUUGAAUGAGACCUCCCCUCUGGUCCCAGCUGAGAAAACACCUGUUGAGAAGCCCUAUCGAUGUGAUGAGUGUGGAAAGCACUUCCGCUGGACUUCAGAUCUUGUCAGGCAUCAUAGGACACAUACCGGAGAAAAACCGUUCUUUUGUACUAUUUGUGGCAAAAACUUCAGCCAGAAAUCCGUGCUAACAACACACCAAAGAAUCCAGCAUGGAGACAAGCCCUACAUGUGUGGAGAGUGUGGAGAGUACUUCAGCGACCACAGGCAGUACCUGACACACCGGAAGGCACAUGAUACUGAGCAGCUCUAUCUCUGUGGCCAGUGUGGGCGGAGCUUCAGCCACAGGGACACCUCCCAGCUGGGACCCCAUGAUAGGAGGUCUGCAUUCAGCCCUGACCCCGGGGUAGGCGAGAAGCCCUCUGGUCAUCCUGGGGAAACCUUUUCCAGGGAGUCUCCCUGA
Myotis davidii is the source of this 3189-nucleotide messenger RNA. RefSeq names its product zinc finger protein 202 (gene ZNF202). The coding region runs from base 1360 to 3189 and encodes 609 amino acids. The record is from RefSeq and is a predicted model, not a curated record. Gene Ontology annotation, biological process: regulation of transcription by RNA polymerase II. NCBI's taxonomy places the organism in Eukaryota, Metazoa, Chordata, Mammalia, Chiroptera, Vespertilionidae. The transcript has 6 exons. Gene Ontology annotation, molecular function: DNA-binding transcription factor activity, RNA polymerase II-specific; RNA polymerase II cis-regulatory region sequence-specific DNA binding.